Messenger RNA from Brassica oleracea var. oleracea, 1637 nucleotides. RefSeq names its product pyruvate kinase, cytosolic isozyme-like. The coding region runs from base 49 to 1527 and encodes 492 amino acids. Gene Ontology annotation, cellular component: cytoplasm. Lineage: Eukaryota; Viridiplantae; Streptophyta; Magnoliopsida; Brassicales; Brassicaceae. The record is from RefSeq and is a predicted model, not a curated record. The transcript is spliced from 3 exons. Gene Ontology annotation, molecular function: magnesium ion binding; pyruvate kinase activity; potassium ion binding. Gene Ontology annotation, biological process: glycolytic process.
AUCACAGUUUAAAAACCUUUUUUUCCUAAUUUUCAUUAAAAGUUCACAAUGGAGAAGAUUCUUGACGGAAGAACUAAUGGAGCACUCAAGAAGACCAAGAUCGUGUGUACUCUUGGACCAGUGUCCAGGUCCGUUGAGAUGAUCGAGAAGCUUCUCAAAGCCGGUAUGAACGUAGCCCGUUUCAACUUCUCCCAUGGAACUCACGAGUACCACCAAGGAACUCUCGAUAACCUAAGAAUAGCCAUGAAGAGCACUGGUAUUCUAUGUGCCGUCAUGCUAGACACAAAGGGUCCUGAGAUUCGAACCGGAUUUCUAAAAGAAGGCAAACCGGUUCAGCUAGUUCACGGUCAAGAGAUCACAAUCUCAACUGAUUACACCUUGGAAGGAGAUUCAAACACAAUCUCAAUGAGCUACAAGAAACUUGCAGAAGAUCUCAAGUCAGGGGACAGGAUUCUCUGUUCCGACGGGACAAUCUCUAUGACUGUCUUGUCUUGUGACAAGGUUAACGGUCUUGUCCGUUGCAGAUGCGAGAACUCAGCAACCUUAGGAGAGAAAAAGAACGUUAACCUCCCAGGAGUUGUAGUUGAUCUCCCAACACUUACAGAGAAGGAUCAAGAAGAUAUUCUCAAGUGGGGUGUUCCAAACAAGAUCAAUAUCAUCGCUCUCUCCUUUGUUCGUAAAGGAUCUGACCUAGACCUAGUCAGAGAGUUGCUUGGAGACCACGCAAAGAGAAUAAUGCUUAUGUCAAAGGUUGAGAAUCAAGAAGGAGUGAGGAACUUCGACAAGAUUCUCAAGAACUCUGACGCAUUCAUGGUGGCUAGAGGCGAUCUAGGAAUGGAGAUUCCGAUCGAGAGGAUCUUCCAAGCUCAGAAGAUGAUGAUCGAGAGAGCUAACGCUGUUGGAAAACCAGUCGUAACAGCCACACAGAUGCUCGAGUCUAUGACAAAAUCUCCUCUUCCGACAAGAGCCGAGGCCACAGACGUGGCCAACGCUGUUCUCGACGGCACGGACUGCGUCAUGCUCAGCGGAGAAACCGCCGCCGGAGCCCACCCUGAAGCCGCCGUGAAAAUCAUGGCGAGGAUCUGUAAGGUGGCGGAGGAAACCCUUGACUACGAUGCCGUGCAUAAGAAGAUUCAAGAAGCUGUGCCCUUGCCGUUGUCCACAGUGGAGGACCUAGCCGCUUCAGCCGUCUCCAAGGCGAUGAGUCAUGGAGCCAAGGCGAUUGUGGUUCUCACCAAGGGGGGAUACACGGCGGGGCUUGUGGCGAAGCACAGGCCAAGCGUUCCGAUUCUGUCGGUGGCUGUUUCGGAUGAUUUGGAGUCGAGGUGCCCUGUUUCGGUGGCGAAACGUGGUUUGAUUUACCGUGGAAUCGUUCCGGUGGUUGCGAACAGUGGUUCGACGGAGGAGGCGACGAAAUUCGCGGUUGAGUUCGCCAAGGAGAAGGGAAUCUGUAAGGUUGGAGACUCUCUUGUCUUGGUGCAUUACAUCGAUGGUUCCUCUGUUCUAAAGACUCUGCUUGUGGAGUAGACUGGUCUUUUCUUAGGACAUGGGGUCAAUUUUGAAGUUUUGAAUUUUUGUGGGGGUCGAAAUUAGUGUCUGAGAAAUUUAGUUUUUGCCUCUUUUUAUCGCAUUAUUAA